CAAAAGGGUCCCAAAAAGAACCAAAGAGAGUCCGUAGCCAUUUUGGCUCAAGACGCGGCCCAAGAUGUUAACAUCCUUUUAGCACAGAGGCUUCACCGUCCGCAUCUACAGCAUGGUCAGAAUCGGCCCAGAGCCAACACCAGGUUCAACCAUCGGCCGCCCGAACACUGUAGCUGCUAAGAGCGCGGCCCGACCGGCAGGGAUUGUGAGACAUAUGGCGCCCACGGGGGACAGACAUUUCAUGCCCUGGAGCAGCAGCAGCCACGAUGCAGACCAGGAGGCGAUGGUGUACAAUGCUGUUUCGAUCACCCCCCGUGUGAUGCAAUACUUUUCCGAAGAACCAGAAGCCGGUCUUGGUCAAGGCAAUGCUAGCUCGGGCGAGCUCAUUUCCAAGCAGCGACUGCAGGCGCUGAGGCACGGGCAUGCGAAGCUUCAGUGGCGCCUGUGCAAUCCCCUCAGAGACAGCCGCUUGGCUCGGUCUCUUUGCGGGUUGUCCGUGUAUGCCUCUGUAGCGGUUUUGGCGCUCUCGUGCCUCACUGUGGCAGCUUGCUUCUGGACAUCGCACGCCGCCACUCCCAAGCGGCCGUUGCAGGUAGGCAGCGACAUCCCACUCGUCGCUUGCGAGGGCGGCCGCAGGGGCAGCCGGGAGCUGAGAUCCUUGCUGUUGAGCAUCGAUACGCCAAUGUUCAUCUUUGUUGCUAUUUGGCACAUCCUUGCCAUGAAAAACCUCACAAAUUGGGUUUCGUCCCCUUCUGGCACCUCGGCCACAUGGGCAAUCGGUAUGCUUGGCACCGCGCUUACCAUCGCUGGCUGCAUCGUGGUUGGGAUUCGGGAUCCUGCCGAGGUUUGGGGCACCAAGGGUUCUGUCGGCUUCGCGGGCAUCUGGGUGGGGGUCCAGAAUGCUACCGGCAUUUGUUCCUUGGCCUGGAGGUUGACUCGUGGGGAUCGGGAAUGCCGCAUCGUGCAGAGCAGGACCUCUGCUGCACAUUUUGCGUUUAUCCUCUUUUCCUCCGCGACCGCGAUUCAAGGCUGUUACUACAUCGUGGGGUUCUUCGAAUUCUCGGGCCUCCCACCAGCCAUUGGUCUUUCUUGCCUCUUUGCCGCCACUUUCGCGGUAUUGUCCAGCAUCAAGGCCGUCCUACGGCAAUGGAGUAGAGUGCCACCUCUUGCUUGUACGUUCAUGUUGUAUUGUUUUCAGGCUGGAGCAUACACGAGCUUCCGCCUAGUCUUGCAGACGGAGGAGAGUAUUGACAUGCUCGUUGGUUUGACAAUCACCGCUGCGGUAUCAGAGAUUGUGUUGCGGGCCAGUGUGGUGUGCACAGGGAAACUCAUGUACAACUACUACGUGGAGAAGGGCCAGGCUGCCAUGGCUCUACGCGUGCUGGAUGUGCAUGUUGCCACCGUGUUAGUUGACAUCUUGGCAGAGUGGGCAGCGAUCGCGAUUGCUGGGGUCCUCGGUGUAGCUGUCGAUGAGACCAUCUUCGACGGCUUGCGAUCAGUCUAUUCUGCCGAUGGUUUUAUUGGCAUGAUGGCUUUGCAGAUUGGCGUAGAAGUUCUGGCAGAUGUGACGUCGGUCGCGAUCGCGUUCGCGAUUCUCCCUGUCAGCCUGGAGGGUGUUUUUGCUUCACGUGGGCAUCUGUUGUUACAGAUAUCGUGUGUCCUUGUUGCACCCAUAUUCCUUUUCGCCAUGCUGAACAUGCGAGUUCGUAUCGAGUGCUUCACCUAGUGAAAGACUCGGGCAUCAGAGCCAUCAUCCACGGAUCCAGAUGAAUAGUCGCCGAAAGAGGAGGAGGAGGAGGAGGAGGAGGAGGAAUUGGAGGCCUGGUUCUGGUUUUGGUUUUGGUUUCUCUGAGUCGUGCAUGUACUCCGAGCUUAUCGAUUCGGGCCCGUGUUAAGCGGUGAUCCUCUUCCUCCCUCUUGCCUGGUACAGUGCUGUACUCAGAACGCUCGCUUCUGCGUGACCUCUGACAGUCUGUUUCAGAAGCAGUCCCUGUGCUUCUUUGGUUGCCCGAGCUCCGCUGAGAGAUUCUGGCACUACUGGAUGUGCGACAUUUUUGUUUCGACCCUAGCUUUUACGUCAUGUAGCUGGCCACCCCCAUCGAUUCCGAUCCUCUCGCCCGCUUUGGCGUGCUCACCUCCUACCCCGUCGCCGCCUGUUUGAAGCUAUCCGUCUUCACCCUUGCGCCACCCAGCCAAUCGUUCCGCCUGAAAUGAGUUCAGGUGCGGUCAGUGCCCUGCAUCCUUGGGCUCCUGCUACGACGGAUGGGCCAGGGAGGUGUCGAUGGAUGCGUGCUCCCUGAUAUCCUUCGCAGGAGAGAGACAGCACGAAGGGAAAGUGUCCUGCAGGUGCUUCAUCGGUUUCGGGCUCCAUGGGGCCUCCACCUUCCCUGGGGCCGUCAAAAAGACGGUUCGGGUAAAGAGCUAGGGAAAGCCCAGGGGACCAGGGCGAGAUUUUUUAUGCCAGCGAUGAUGGGGGCCGGGCCAUACCCCGGGCCUGCGCCCCCCUCGUGUGCCGGGAUGGGAUCGAUUCCCUCAGACGCGCCCUUUGUCAGCCGUGGCCGCCAGGCAGCGGGCUGUGUGCACUGGAGCGCGCCUUUUGAAUGCUCCCCGUCGCGCCGCUCGGGCCUCCUGCACGAGCGGCGCGGGCGUGGCAGCCGCCGGACCUCCCCUGACUCUUCCGCCCGCCCCUCCCGCCAUGGGACCACCAGGUCUUUUCAGGGACAACGUCGGGGGGGGGGGAUAUAGAGGGCGAACAAGCAAGGAUAUGAUGUUCUCUUCUGUGGUUUGAGUUGUAGAGUCAGCGGGCGCAGGACGUCGAAGUCCAUCGGACGACAUGCGAGUCUAUUGAUUCGGAGCCUGGCAUGACAGGUCACACUCUUUCAUAGCCAGCAGCGGUACUGUUUAUCCGUUGCGGUCUUGCGUGCCACCUGUUCGGUAACAGAAGCAUUGCGGUCUGUGACAUUACUUUUUACGUCUCGUUGUGCCUCGCCAGUUCUGUAGGGCACUUCUAGCUGAGUACGGUUGUCUGCAACGCAGCAAAAAUGAAAUUGCCCCAUUGGCGAAGCUGUCGGGGCCCGCGCGAUCCUGCUUUUGAGUCAGCAGCAAGACAAGGACGAGCACAC
This is a messenger RNA of Prorocentrum cordatum, 3122 nucleotides long. NCBI's taxonomy places the organism in Eukaryota, Dinophyceae, Prorocentrales, Prorocentraceae. The record is from the annotation of a GenBank genome assembly.